GUGAACUUCAGCGCUUCGGAUAAGUUCGGACAAUCGCGGUAAAAGUAACUAUCCCCUACCACCCAACCGUGCGCGUGAUCCACAACCCACACAACUCCUAUAUCAAAUUUGCUCGUACAAGUUCGAACACACAUUUAUAGUGUAUAAACUAAGGUGUACGAAGUAAUCCAGCCUACGUUGAGUUUUGGCCCCUCCAGAACAAAGUGCCGACUCAUGAAUCGGAGUGUAACAGAAAUGCCGGAGGCGCCUCCUGCUCCCAACACUUAUCCCACCACUUUGCUAGCAGCAGGCUCCAAUGCUCGUGGGCAGCUGGGCACCGGCUCCAUCGAUGACGCUCACACGCUCACACCUUGCGUGUUCAAAGGCCACGGUCCCCACUUCACCCCAGCGAACUGGAGACACCAACGACUCUUGUUACACUCUAUGACGGAUUUCAACGUUCUCUCUUCAAUGAUGCUGCCGACAGGGUUACCCGUAUAUUCCCGACGUCCGCCUUCGUCAUAUAUUCCCAGAUAUACGUCUUUUGCUUUCCACCCUCUAGAAAUGAUGUACGCCGUUGGUGAGCCCGACGGAACUGUCAAACUUAUGGGUUCCAAACUCUCCUAACUUAUCCUUGAUGCCUACGUACAUGUACGAGGAAGCGAUACCUUGAGAGAUGAUGCCCAUUAAUCUAGUGUACAUAAUUUCAUUGCGCAUAUGUAACUAUAGUCUGUAUCGUACUGCGUAGUGAUGCGACAGUAAUCUCCUCGAAGCCAAGGCAAUAGUAGAUACAAUAGGGUCGCUCAAA
This is a messenger RNA of Pisolithus orientalis, 787 nucleotides long. RefSeq lists its product as uncharacterized. The record is from RefSeq and is a predicted model, not a curated record. Bases 214 to 606 code for a protein of 130 amino acids. The transcript has 4 exons. Lineage: Eukaryota; Fungi; Basidiomycota; Agaricomycetes; Boletales; Pisolithaceae.